AUGGUGCUCGAGGUUCCCGAUGCCGGUCUUCUCUUGGAGAGCCCAGCAAAUGCUGGUGUCGCCCUCCCUUUGCAGGCAUUCGCCAUCACAUUGAGCGAUAGCAUCAUCGAGGACAUCAUCACUUGUGUCCAAAAUGGAGGCAGUCUCGAGCUGUCACUUGGAAGCGCUCCCAAACUGCACUUCGAUGGGCGCGAUGUCCGGAUACCGAAGACACCUGACCCAGCUGGCUAUGACCUCUUCCGAUCUACGGCUGAUAAUCCUUCCACUGCCACACGGCUUCCGUAUCCAGCUGCCUCGCUCUUCAAAGUCCCGAAGUUACAAAAAGCCAAGGCCAAAGCUGCGAAGACGGCCAGGACAAUCAGCAAGAAAGAAGUUGCAAUAAAAGAAACGCAAGUACGACCUUCAGCCGUGUCCAGCAAUGCCGUACCGAAGCCUCCACAGAGCAAACUGGAGGAUGACAUUGCGAAUCUUGAGAGCUCCUACGCUAAAUUGGAAGCCGAUAAACGGGAGAAUGCCACGCUCAUUCGAGGACGGAUGCUCAAUCCCAAGGCUGCCAAAGGCAAGACAGGCAAAAAUUUGCUUGAGCCCCAGGCUGCUGCUUCACCUCGGUCACUACCCCCAAGUCCUGCAUUGAGCGGCAUUGGAUCUCCAUCCCUAGCCCCAGCUAUUAGUUCAGUGCAAGAGCGUGCCAAACAACAGCGAUUCCCUAUAAUCCACGAACUAGCUGUACAGCCUUUGACUUGGAGGGAGCUUAAGGAAAAGUGGGACGCAGCAGGAGUCGAUGGAACCGAAGAGGACUUCAGUGCUGCCGUGAAUAAGGUGGCCACGCUGAACCCCGAAAACAAAUGGGAGCUUGGGAAAAUGCACUGGAAGGAGCUGGACGUCUUUGAGUAUCCUUAUGACAGCGAGAAGAGUCGCCAGAAAGCGAUCAACAACGCCGUUCGGCAGUACGACCGGAUGCGGCUAGCCUCGUCAGACCCGCUUUGGCAGAAGCUACUUCCUAAAUCGGAGCGUGGGAAGGGCAUUUGCCUCAGCAAGUUACAAGCUGCUAUCGCGAAGGGUCCGGCCGUUUCCGGCCCUAAACUUAAGCCUGACGCCUCUAGCAACAGUGGGGGCGACUCCGAGAAGGAUGAUGCAAGCUCAGCAACAAAGAAGGCCAAGGGGGGUGAGCCGAUGUCGAGGUCAAGUUCCCAGGCCUCGACCGGGAAAAAGAAGCUAUCACCAUCAGAGGCCCAGGCCAAGCGACUUCUUUCCACUUCAAAGAAGCCUGGUGCUACGAAAUCAACACCCAAGGUAUCGCCAAACAAAACUUCGAAAGGAGCGGGUGUGAAAGGUGGCCGAAUUCUGUCGAAGGAGUUUGUCACAGAUUCCAGUUCCGAUGACGAGGCAGCUUCGUCAACCUCGAUUUCGAAGUCAAGCGUUGUCGCGGCAUCCCUUGGGAAACCUGCUGAACAGGCAGUGGAUAAAUCGAAGCUUAGCAAGACAAAGGAGGGGAUCACUCUGAAACCGAAAGCUGUCUUGCCCUCGCGCAGCGUCCUGAAAGACAAGGAGAAGAGUGAUGAAAAGGCAAAAGACACCAUCCGUACUCAGUCUGCUGUGAAGUCUGCAAAGCCACCGGCAAAGCGUACUCGUGAUGCGGAUGAUGACGACAGUUCUAGCUCUGGGACCCCACUCAGCAAGCGUGUAAAGUCGGUUGCAAAACCACUAUCGACAGUGGCACCUCCGGCGAAAUCCAGAACUUCGUCCGAUACCGCGUCUGCCAUUCGUGCAGCGGGCGCCGCGGUUCCUCCCAGGCCAAAGAACACAUCACCUGCCAAAUCUUCACCUCUUGCUUCCUCCCCACCAACUAAUGCGUCAGAUCUGGAUCAAGAUCGCGCAUCAUUCUUUGGAGAGCGCGAGCCAGACCAUGGCACCCCAUCUACCGUCAGCAACAAUACCGACGGUAAUGGGGCUGCCUCGGAUAAGAAGAGGCCUACCGAUGACUACUCGUCACCGAAGCCUAAGCGCCCACGAUUGUCCGCGGACAUCAUUGAAAAGGCGGCCAAGUUCAAACAGUUUUACGCUAGAUACGAACAACUGCAUCAUGAACUUGCUGGCCUUGAGAACCCAGACCCAAGCAAGGUGACAGAUCUCCUUGAUAUGCACGAUCGUCUUAGCCGGCUCAAGAGGGAAAUCUAUGCUGAAGUGGAACGAUGA
This is a messenger RNA of Thermochaetoides thermophila DSM 1495, 2196 nucleotides long. RefSeq lists its product as uncharacterized. The transcript has 3 exons. The record is from RefSeq and is a predicted model, not a curated record. Bases 1 to 2196 code for a protein of 731 amino acids. NCBI's taxonomy places the organism in Eukaryota, Fungi, Ascomycota, Sordariomycetes, Sordariales, Chaetomiaceae.